Messenger RNA from Anoplopoma fimbria (sablefish), 2566 nucleotides. RefSeq names its product spindlin-Z-like. NCBI's taxonomy places the organism in Eukaryota, Metazoa, Chordata, Actinopteri, Perciformes, Anoplopomatidae. Gene Ontology annotation, biological process: gamete generation. The record is from RefSeq and is a predicted model, not a curated record. Bases 135 to 854 code for a protein of 239 amino acids. The transcript is spliced from 5 exons.
UCCUUAUGGUAGUUGUAGUCCACAAAGCUGGAUCGUUUCCGUGUGUCUACCUUACGUUAGUGUUAGGUGGAGGAAUCCGCUCUACAAAGACAAACGUGAGAUUAUUGAUCAGGGUUGUGUGAAUUUAUGGAAACAUGUCAAAGAAACGGGGCAGGAAGCGUAGCAGUGGAGAGCUGAGUGAGAGCUCGGCGUCGACCCUGAGCCCAGACCCUGACAACCUGCUGGGCCGAAGGAUUCAGCACACCUGGAGGGAGAAGGGUAACGUGACCAAGUGGAAAGGCACCGUUCUGGAGCGCUUAACUGUGAACAGCUCCCUCUACAUGGUCAAAUAUGACGGCUUUGACUGUGUGUAUGGCAUCGAGCUCUUUAAAGACAACCGGGUGUCAAACCUGCAGGUGUUGACAGAGAAAGUCGUGAACAAUAAGAUCAAGGUGCCUCCCGGGGCGGAGGAGCUGGUGGGACGGGCUGUGGAGCAUCUGUUUGAGAAGGAGGACGGUGAGAAAAAUGAAUGGCGAGGCAUGGUGCUGUCCCGAGCCCCCAUCAUGACCCACUGGUACUACAUCACCUACGAGAAAGACCCGGUGCUGUAUAUGUACCAGCUGUGGGACGACUAUAAGGACGGAGAUCUACGUGUCCUGCCCGAAUCAGAAAACAAACACCUGCUGCCAGCAGACAGGAAGCCAGGGGAGGAGCCAGAGAGCCUUGUGGGUAAACAGGUCGAGUACGUCACAGAUAACGGUCUGAAGAGGACGGGCUUGGUAAUCUACCAGGUCCCAGCUAAGCCCACGGUAUACUACAUCAAAUAUGACGAUGACGUCCACAUCCACGUCUACGAUCUGGUGAAGACCACCUAGUACUGACUGUCCCGAAUCAUCUACAUCUGACGGCUCAUCUCUGACCCGACCAGUCGUUACCUGUGAAAGUGUUACAGAUUUCAGUUUUCCUCCAGCCGGAGGCAUGUGCCGAAGAUCAAAAGCCUUGUCUUUUUGGUUUAAUCUUUUUGGCGUCCACUGGCUUCUUUCAUUCUCACAUCACCAGAGAUCUUGUUUUUUGAUUCUCAGUGUUAAAGGCACAAUGAGUAUGAUUUGUCAGUUGUGGUUUGUAAACAGCCUUCAAAGUUGGCCCCUCCUUCCCGGCUCAGCAAGGGUGAGGGUGCGAAAGCCACCCCAGAUCCACUCUCCUUUUUUGAAUGGGCUUUGUGCGCUUGGUAUUUUGCAUCGCUGUUUUGCAGGUUUCUUUUGCCGCUGUGUCUGCAAUUUUUGUAGCUUCCUCUUGGUUGCGUGGUUACUAUCUAGCAUCUGGUCGCUAGGUCUAUCUAGAGGUUGAUUACCAGAAAGUUCACAAACACAGCCAAAUGUAAAGGACAGAGAAAAUACAGAUCAAGGGAACCAGGGUCUCUGCAGAUACAGACAACGCCACACACUCCUUAAGGGGCAUAGGUGAUGAUUGUGAUGCAAUAUUUUUUGUUUGAAUCCAUACAAUAUGUUUUAGGAAAAUCCUACUCAUUGUGCCUUUUAAGUUGACCUUAAUGUAUGACUUUUGAGAACUCUUCAAUGUAAAUAAAGCAGGUCUGAGACCAGUUGUAUAGCCCAGCAGAUGAAAUGGAACAAGGCUUUUUGUUUUGGUUAAAUCAAACAUGUAAAGUGCAACUUUCAAACUCCAAAAGCAUACAUUUUGUAAGCUACACAUUGAACUAAAAAUGAUUCAGCUUUCUUACCUUUACCUCUGUGUUUACUCGUAUAUCAUUUCACUUUUAUAUGUCUGUGCUAUUUAUUUCUUCUGGAAUAUCUGGCUGUGUUGCUGGUAACCUUUUGAAAAACAUGUCUACUGUGCCUUUCAGUUUGUUGAAUAUAAAGGUAAUAUUAAUUUGACCAGUGUGCUAAUUUCACCGUCACAGUGGACUACAAUUUCAGUUGAAGUGUUAAGGCAAUGAUGCGACUUGACUGUCUCACAUCAUGAAGAUCCAACACAGAUUAUUCUAAAAGUCAUUUAUCAUAAUUCUGUUUCAUCAUGUAAACUGCAAGUUUUCUACAUUAUGAUAAUAUAUGAAAAAUACUGAUGUUGAUGUCGAGUUGUUUCCACGGUGUUUGUGCUACACACUAUUUAUGUAGUUAAAAUUGGCUACCACCAUUGUUUAGAGUUUUGGACUGAAGUCUCUAUUAUUUGCCCAAAAAAUGAAUGAUGUGAAACGAAAUAUUCAAGCCUCAAAAUACUGUUCUUUGUGACCCUAAAUAUGUUUUGUUCUAUUCUGUAUAUAUAAUUCGAGACAUUUUUAUGAACUUGAAACAAAGCUGCUUGAAAAUGUUCAUGUCGCUUAAAUGCUGUUUGUGUUGUGGAUAUUUUUUUUACAUUUGUGUGAAUGAGUUCCACCAUGGUUGAAAGUACAAUACAUUCAUUCAAUCAAAUAAUAAGCACAUUUAUCAGAUUAACAUAUUUUUGAUCCUAUUAUUUUACUGUCUGAGGUAAUCUGAUAUUGCUUAUUUAAUGCCAUGCUACAAAUAAUGCAAACAAUUAAUAAUUCAAGGCUCUGACCAUAAGGCCUUCAGUAUCAUGUCUAUCUACAUAU